AUGAAUUUGACCAAUUGCUCAAGAGCAACUCAAUUUAUUCUUGUUGGUUUGCCAAGUGUUUUGGGACUGGAAAGUGUGAUGUAUGCCAGCAUCUUUCUUCUCUACAUCCUGAGUUUGAUGGGCAAUGGGCUCAUCGUUAAGAUAGUAAUCACAGAUCGCCAUCUCCAGAAACCAAUGUAUUUCUUCCUUUGCAACCUUUCUAUCAAAGACAUUGGACACACCACAACCUUCAUACCCAAGAUGUUGCUCAAUUAUCUCAUGGAAAAGAAUUCCAUCUGUUUCUUUUGCUGUGUGAUACAAUUGUGCUUCUACUUCCUUUUUGUAGUCACUGAAUUUUUCAUCAUCUCUUUGAUAUCUUUGGAUAGGUACUUAGCCAUCUGCUAUCCUUUCAGAUAUGCCGCUAUCAUGACCUCGGAGGUCUGCCUUAAACUGUCCAUAACAGCUUGGUUUGGAGGAUUUUUGUCCAUAAUUUGCCAGGUAGUGAUGAUUGCAAACUUGCCCUACUGCUCUUCCAACGUUAUCAAUCAUUUCUAUUGCGAUGCUGGACCCGUCUUGAAUAUUGCAGGAGGAGAUACACAUCUCAUUGAAGCCCUGGGCUUCCUUGUUACUAUGGUUGUGGUUGUGUCCUCCCUGGUGUUCACUCUCAUUUCUUACUUCUUCAUCCUCUGCACCAUUCUUCGAAUGUCUUCAACCUCCAGACAGCAGAAGGCCUUUUCCACAUGUGCUUCCCAUCUGGUUGUGGUCAGCCUUUUGUACGGGUCAGUCUUUUUUGUCUACUUAAGACCGACUAUCAAGAACUCUUCCUUCACUAUGACAAAGUCUGUCUCCAUACUCUUUACUUUCAUCACCCCUGUGCUCAACCCUUUCAUCUACACCAUUAGGAACAGUGAAGUGAAAGAUUCUGUACGCCAAAUGAUUGGAAGAAAAAUUACCAGUCUCAGGAAUCUCUAA
This is a messenger RNA of Ahaetulla prasina, 951 nucleotides long. Its product is annotated as olfactory receptor 6X1-like. The record is from RefSeq and is a predicted model, not a curated record. Gene Ontology annotation, biological process: G protein-coupled receptor signaling pathway. NCBI's taxonomy places the organism in Eukaryota, Metazoa, Chordata, Lepidosauria, Squamata, Colubridae. Gene Ontology annotation, molecular function: G protein-coupled receptor activity; olfactory receptor activity. The coding region runs from base 1 to 951 and encodes 316 amino acids. Gene Ontology annotation, cellular component: membrane. The transcript has a single exon.